AUGAACAAGAUUUUCUUACUGGUGAGCCUCUAUCUGCUUGGAUCGGCCAGAGGAGCAUCAGGCCAGCCUGAUGAGCCUCCUGGCUCUAUGCACCAUGAAGCUUCAGUUCAGCAAUUUUCAGGUGAGUACUCUUCACUUGGAAACCCUUCAGAUGCUGAGGCUUUAUAUGAAACUUAUUCAGGCAAGAACACUUUAAGUGAGCACGGUUCAAGUGAGCACAGUUCAAGUCAUCAUGCUAUGGUUGAGCACACUGCGGGUGAGCACACUGCGGGUGAGCACACUGCAGGUGAACAGUCUUCAGAUGAAAAGCCUUCAGGUGAGCGUACUUUGGCUGAACAGCCUUCAGGUGAACAGCCUUCAGGUGAAAAGCCUUCAGGUGAACAGGCUCUGAGUGAACAGGCUCCGGGUGAACAGGCUCCGGGUGAACAGGCUCCGGGUGAACAGCCUUCGGGUGAAAAGCCUUCAGCUGAACAGGCUUCAGGAGAACAGCCUUCAAUGGAACAGGCUUCAGGGGAACAGCCUUCAGGUGCACCAUUUUCAAGCACAUCUUCAGGCACAAUAUUAAAUUGCCACACAUGUGCUUAUAUGAAUGAUCAAGGAAAAUGUCUUCGUGGAGAGGGAGUCUGCACCACUGAGAAUUCCCAGCAAUGCAUGUUAAAGAAGAUCUUUGAAGGUGGAAAACUCCAGUUCAUGGUUCAGGGGUGUGAGAACAUGUGCCCAUCUAUGAACCUCUUUUCCCAUGGAACCAGGAUGCAAAUUAUCUGCUGUAAAAACCAACCUUUCUGCAACAAUGUCUAG
This is a messenger RNA of Cynocephalus volans (Philippine flying lemur), 798 nucleotides long. It is a transcript of the gene ACRV1, whose product is annotated as acrosomal vesicle protein 1. The coding region runs from base 1 to 798 and encodes 265 amino acids. The transcript has 5 exons. The record is from RefSeq and is a predicted model, not a curated record. NCBI's taxonomy places the organism in Eukaryota, Metazoa, Chordata, Mammalia, Dermoptera, Cynocephalidae.